UCAGAACAUCCUGAAGUAUGUGCCCUAUGUCCACCAUCAAGAGGUGGAGAAAGUUAUAAGGGCGGACAAUGGUAGUUGGGCAAGGUUCAGAGAUGGAAUGCAGACAAAGUAUAGGCUAGGCGAUGGACUAUUAACCACGUCGGAUUUGGAGGCCAUGAACAAAGACGACUUCACCACGGUGGGGGCGUUCGUGCAAGAAUUCAAGAAGAAGGAAAGGAAGGUUCAUGGCAUCUCAGAGGAAGACCAAUGCACUAUCUUUUUGUGGCUGCUCACCGCCUCAGAGGCUGCAGAGCUGACGAGCCAUGGAAGAGGAAACGAGAAACUCACUUGGGCCACUAUUGAUAAAGGUGUGGCAGAGGGAAGUAUGGAGGAAGUGGAACAAUACGAGAUGCGCCUGCAAAGGCGUAAGAGGAAGGAGAGGGAUGCCACAGCGUCCGGAACCCCACGAGGAAACUUUGAUCAGAUAGACUCAUUGAAUCCGGCUGAGAAUGAGGAUGUGGUCCAGGAAAGCCAGGAUGACGAGUUUGAGGAGGGGGAGAUUAAAGAGGCAUUUCGUGCAGAGGAGUAUGAUGGAAUCCACCUAAAACUGAGACUUCUCCUAUCGCUGAGAGGAGCUGGCAGGUUCAUUGAGCUCAUUGCACAGAUUCGCAGUGGGGCGAGGACGUGGCCAAAGGUGGAGGCGAGGAUGCAGGAGUUGCGACCAUCGCCUGUAGGGCCGGACGGCAGACCGAUCCGCCUGGAGAUCGGGAAUGUGGAGGAUUUCAUCCCCGCCUUUGAGCAGUUCAUGCACGGUCAGGGCAUAUUGAGGGAUGAGUGGGCGAGGACGUUACCCCUAUGGACCAAGAAGACCGAGAGACUCUUGGUCAUGCAGGUCAAAGACAUGGUUCGAGACUGGGAGAGUUGCAGGGCACACUUGAGGGAGAAAUUUGACGACCAGAGCCACCUCAGCCCAGAGUCGAGAGACUCCAGAGGAGCAAGAGGCAGAGGGACCUUGAGCCUAGAGAGGCCAGGCCAUCUCGAGGGGGACGAAAGGCACUCGCCUGACGAGAGGAGGAGUUGGUGCCUGAGACUUAGGGACGAGGGGCUUAUCCUGAGUGCAGGUUGGGGCCAGUGGUGUUUCAUCACUUCACCGAGGGAGGAGAUGCCAUUAUCUGGAGAACCACUGCAGAAGUUGGAGGCGCAUUUGGAUGUCUCACAGUGGAUAGUACCGCCGAUGAGCGAGAGGCGUGACGAGCCGGAAGAGGAGGUACCACGAGAGGAAGCCCAGGACCCUGAGCGAGAGGUGAGGCCGAGUACUGAGAGGGGUCAUGUUAUAGAGGAGAUGAAAGAGGUUGAGGAGGAUACUCCGCCUCACACACCGGCUGUGGGAUUGAGACUGGGGAGUGCGUUAGAAGGCGCACACGACAGAGAGGAGGAGUCGCGGCAGAAGGAGAUCCCAUUACCACCACCAGAGAUGGUCCCAUCGCCAGGAGUGAGGGUAGAGAUGGAGGAGCCCGUACCUAUGGAGCCACCCCAGGAGGAGCCCGUACCUAUGGAGCCACCCCAAGAGCCACGCCAGGCAGAGAGAGAGAUGGGAGCCAAGGGUUCAGGGAGAGCCGACCAUCGUACGAGGGAGAGAGUGCCUGCAGGGGAGACGACUGAGGAAAAACGGGUCAGAGUUGGGAAACGCUUGGAGAAAAUCUAGCAGGAAAGGUAGAGGUUAGAGGAGGCAGGGGCACUCCCAGAUCAGCCACCACCAUCUAAGCCAUAUGGAAUCAAGGAGAUGUGGGACG
Molecule: messenger RNA, 1772 nt
Organism: Chara braunii
Lineage: Eukaryota; Viridiplantae; Streptophyta; Charophyceae; Charales; Characeae
Source: the annotation of a GenBank genome assembly